Molecule: messenger RNA, 6994 nt
Organism: Spea bombifrons (plains spadefoot toad)
Lineage: Eukaryota; Metazoa; Chordata; Amphibia; Anura; Pelobatidae
Gene: SDK2
Product: sidekick cell adhesion molecule 2
Exons: 44
Coding region: 16-6447 (2143 amino acids)
Molecular function (GO): protein binding
Source: RefSeq, a predicted model, not a curated record
GUACCUCCAUAUUUUAUGACUGAGCCAGUGCGCAGCCAGGUACACUUGGAGGGGAACCGUCUAGUCCUGACCUGCAUGGCCGAGGGGAGCUGGCCCCUUGAAUUCAAAUGGUUGCACGAUCAGAAGGAGCUCACCAAAUUUUCCCUGGAAUACAGGUACAUGAUAACAUCUCUGGACAGAACCCACGCUGGGAAUUACCGAUGUAUUGUGCGGAAUCGUAUGGGAGCAUUACUGCAGAGGCAAACUGAAGUCCAAGUGGCAUAUAUGGGGAACUUUGAGGAUGGGGACACGUCACAGACCGUCUCUCACGGGGACGCCGCCGUCAUCAUAGCGCCUAGCAUCGCCAGCUUCCCACAGCCCCAGGUGACGUGGUUCAGGGACGGCAGGAAGAUCCCCCCCAGCAGCCGAAUAGCCAUCACGAAGGACAACACGUUGGUGAUCCUAUCCAGUGUGGCUCCUGACACCGGACGAUACUACGUGCAGGCGGUCAAUGACAAAAACGGCGAUAACAAGACCAGCCAACCCAUCACCCUUACCGUGGAAAAUGUGGGAGGUCCAGCUGAUCCCAUCGCUCCCACCAUCAUCAUAUCGCCGCAGAAUACCAGCGUUGUGGCAGGAACCUCUGAAGUCACAUUGGAGUGUGUGGCCAACGCUAGGCCACUCAUCAAAUUAAACAUUGUCUGGAAGAAGGAUGGAGUUCUCGUUUCCAGCGGGGUGGGAGAAUACGGACGGCGUCUGACAAUCCUAAACCCAACUGUGAGCGACGCUGGGUAUUAUUCAUGUGAAGCAACUCUUCGGAGCAGCAGUGUGCCACCUGUCACCGCUGGGGCCUUCUUGACCGUUCUCGAGCCUCCUCAGUUUGUGAAGGAACCAGAGAGACACCUAACAGCCGAGAUGGAGAAGGUGGUAGAGAUCCCUUGCCAAGCCAAGGGUGUUCCUCCACCCACCAUAUCAUGGUACAAGGACGCAGCUCUGAUUGAUCUCCGUAAAGACGCCCGAUUCCGACUGGUCGGACCGGGCAACCUGAGGAUAAGCGGGUUGAUGCCAGAAGACACGGGGAUGUUCCAGUGCUUUGCCCGUAAUAACGCCGGAGAGGUGCAAACUUCCACUUACCUGGCUGUCACCAGUAUUGCUCCAAACAUCACGAAAGGGCCCCUCGACAGCACAGUGAUUGACGGCACUGCCGUGGUUCUGCAGUGCGAGACUUCAGGGGCCCCGCGUCCAGCCAUAACCUGGCAGAAAGGUGAUCAGAUCCUGGCCAGCGGAUCAGUCCAGAUCCCACGAUUCACCCUCUUAGAGUCGGGAAGCCUGCUCAUCAGCCCCACUCACAUAUCGGACAUGGGAACCUACACUUGCACCGCCACCAACUCCAGGGGUGCCGACGAUGCGUCCGCCGACAUUAUCGUGUGGGCUCGAACGCGCAUCAUCAACCCUCCUACAGACCAGAGCGUAAUUAAAGGGACCAAAGCUUCCAUGUCGUGCGGCGUGUCACAUGAUCCCAGUGUGGUCAUCAGGUACUCAUGGGAGAAAGAUGGCGUCCCUAUUAACUUAGAGAACUCUCCAAGGAUCCAGCUGGACAAGAACGGCACCCUGCAAAUCUCGCAGACGUGGUCAGGCGAUAUUGGAACGUAUACCUGCCGCGUCCUAUCCGUGGGAGGAAAUGACUCCAGAAAUGCGCACCUGCGGGUCAGGCAACUCCCUCAUGCUCCUGAGAACCCAGUGGCCCUGCUAAGCACCACUGAGCAAAGAGCCAUUAAUCUGACAUGGGCCAGGCCUUUUGACGGGAACAGCCAGCUGAUCCGGUAUAUUCUGGAAGUCUCUGAGAACAAUGCUCCCUGGACCAUCCUGUUGGUCAACGUGGAUCCAGAUCUCACCUCCACCGUGGUUAGAAAUCUCACCCCCGCGCGCUCGUACCGGUUCCGUCUCUGUGCAGCGAAUGAUGUUGGGAAAGGACAGUUUAGCAAAGAAACCAAACGUGUGGGCCUCCCCGAAGAGCCUCCUAGCGCUUCUCCCCAAAAUGUAAUAGCCAACGGCCGCACUAACCAGUCCAUUAUGAUCCAGUGGCAGCCGCCCCCUGAAAACCAUCAAAAUGGCAUCCUGAAGGGAUAUGUCAUCAGGUACUGUCUCUCUGGUCUGCCUGUCGGAUACCAGUAUAAAAACUUGUCCAGUCCUGACAUUACCAGCUUCCUGCUGGAGGACCUCAUCAUCUGGACCAACUAUGAGAUUGAGGUGGCUGCAUUCAACAACGCUGGGCUGGGAGUAUACAGCCCGAAGGUCACCGAGUGGACCCUGCAAGGAGUGCCCACUGUACCCCCCGGGAACGUGAAGGUCGAGGCUGUGAAUUCUACCACCAUUCGCUUCACCUGGACUCCCCCAAGCCCGCAGUUUGUGAAUGGGAUUAACCAGGGUUACAAGCUGAUAAUGUGGGACCCGGCGCAGGAGGACGACGUCACUGUUGUGACCGUGCGCCCCAACUUCCAAGACAGUGUGCACGUGGGCUUCAUCCCCGGCAUGAAGAAGUUUACCAAGUACAUGGCAUCUGUCCUGUGCUUUACCACCCCUGGAGACGGGCCGCGCAGCACCCCCCAGCCAGUCUGGACCCACGAGGAUGUUCCCGGCCCAGUGGGGGAUCUCAGCUUUGAUGACAUCUUGGACACGUCUCUGAGGGUGACCUGGAAAGAACCUACAGAGAAGAAUGGAAUUCUGACAGGUUACAAGAUCUCCUGGGAGGAGUUUAACCAGACCAACACCAGAGUCACCCACUACCUACCCAACCUUACCCUAGAGUAUCGAGUCACCGGGCUCACUUCACUCACCACAUAUACCAUCCAGGUGGCCGGGAUGACCUCCAAAGGUCAAGGAGCUGUGUCUUCAUCCACCAUCUCUUCAGGAGUUCCACCAGAGCUACCCGGUGCUCCAACUAAUUUGGGAAUCACUAAUAUUGGCCCCCGCUCUGUCACGCUUCAGUUCCGACCAGGAUAUGAUGGAAAGACCUCAAUCUCCAGGUGGCAAGUGGAAGCCCAGAUCGGGACACCAGCAGAAUCGGAGGACUGGGUCCUUUUACAUCAAGUGGCAAACGAACCUAACGCAAGAUCCCUGGUGGUCCCAGGAUUGAGCCCUUAUACCUUUUACAGCUUCCGCAUGAGACAGGUGAAUAUUGUGGGUACCAGUCCCCCAAGUGCACCAUCCAGAAAAAUUCAGACAUUACAAGCUGCACCGGAUAUGUUCCCAGCCAAUGUGACGCUAAGAACGGCCAGUCAGACCAGCCUGUGGGUGCGCUGGCUGCCUUUGCCCGAGCAGGCAUACAAUGGCAAUCCAGAGUCUGUGGGGUACAAGAUCCGAUGUUUGCGGUCUGAUGGCAGAGGGAAAUCCUUCACUCACGUUAUCCAUGACCGGAUAGAGAGAGAGUACACGAUCGAAGACCUGGAGGAGUGGACGGAGUAUAAGGUGCAGGUUCAAGCCUUCAAUGCUAUCGGAGCUGGACCCUGGAGCCCUGUCGCACUUUCCAGGACUCGAGAAUCAGUCCCUUCCUCUGGUCCAACAAAUGUCUCUGCUCUGGCAACAACUUCAAGCAGCAUCCUGGUGCGCUGGAGCGAGAUCCCAGAGGCAGAACGCAACGGACUCAUAUUGGGAUACAAGGUUCUCUAUAAAGAAAAGGACUCUGACAGCCCCUCUCAGUUCUGGCUGGUAGAGGGUAACUCGUCCCGUAGCGUCCAGCUUUCCGGCCUGGGAAAAUACGUCCUCUACGAGAUCCAGGUCCUGGCCUUCACUAGAAUUGGCGAUGGAGCUGCCAGUUCUGCUAUCUUUGAAAGGACCCUGGAUGAUGUCCCGGGUGCCCCGGUGGGAAUUUUCUUUCCAGAGGUGAGAAAUACAUCUGUGCGUCUCAUCUGGCAGCCACCUGCAAAUCCCAACGGGAUCAUUUUAGCUUAUCAGAUCACUCACCGUCUCAACACAACUAACGCUAACACAGCCACGGUGGAGGUCCUGAACCCCAGUGUGAGGCAGUAUACGGCCGCCGGCCUCCGACCAGAGUCUGUCUACCUAUUUCGCAUCACGGCCCAGACGCGAAAGGGAUGGGGAGAAGCCGCGGAAGCCCUGGUAGUGACCACAGAGAAGAGAGAUCGCCCUCAGCCGCCGGGCAAGCCGUUCGUUCUACAAGAAGACGUAAAAUCACGUAGCGUGCUGUUGUCAUGGGAACCAGGCAGCGAUGGCCUCUCUCCUAUACGUUACUAUACCAUCCAGACACGGGAACUCCCCAAGGGGCACUGGGUGGUACAUUCUGCCUCGGUCAGCCACAACGCAACCGCCACCAUUGUUAAUCGAUUAAAGCCGUUCACUUCAUAUAAAUUCCGCGUCAAGGCAACUAACGACAUCGGGGACAGCAGAUACAGCGAGGAAUCCGAGUCGCUAACGACCCUGCAGGCCGCGCCUGAUGACGCGCCAUCAAUUGUCUCUGUGACACCUCACACAACAACCUCCGUGUUAAUACGGUGGCAGGCGCCGGCUGAAGACAAGAUAAACGGGAUUCUUCUAGGCUAUCACGUCCGAUACCGUGAACUGGCAUACGAUGGGCUGCGUAGUUUCACCGUACGGAGCAUCAAUAACCCAAGUGCGAAAUGGGCAGAGUUAAACUCUGGCUACAUGAUCCGGAACCUGAGUGAACCAUCUCUCACCCAGUACGAGUUGGACAAUCUGACCAAACACAAACGUUAUGAGAUCCGGGUGAGCGUGUACAAUGCAGCAGGAGAAGGGCCUACCAGUACCCCCCAGGAGGUGUUUGUCGGAGAGGCAGUUCCCACAGCUUCACCACAGAACGUGGCUAUCCAGACUGCCACGGCUUUUCAACUUGAUGUGACGUGGGACCCCCCACCUCUGGAGGCUCAGAACGGAGACAUUCAGGGAUACAAGAUAUAUUACUGGGAAGCGAUGCGUAAGAACGAGACAGAGAAGGUGAGAACAUUGUUCCUGCCGGAGAGUGGGGUUAAACUCAAGAACCUAACGGGAUAUACCACGUACCUGAUUAGCGUGGUGGCAUUUAACACCGCAGGAGACGGGCCCCGGAGCGAGCCUAUUCGCACUCAGACCCAGCAAGCUGCACCCAGUGCUCCGGCAUCCAUCAGGUUCAGCGAGUUAACCACCACUUCUGUUAACGUCUCAUGGGAAGCCCCUCUUUACCCAAAUGGCAUACUGGAGGGAUACCGGCUGGUCUAUGAGCCUUGUACUCCAGUAGAUGGGGUGAGCAAGGUGGUGACCGUGGAUGUGAAGGCUAAUAGCCCCCUCUGGAUGAAGCUGAAGGAUCUGGCAGAAGGUGUGACUUAUCGAUUCCGUAUCCGGGCCAAGACCUUCACAUAUGGUCCAGAGCUUGAAGCCAAUGUCACCACAGGGCCUGGUGAAGGUGCGCCAGGACCUCCCGGAGAGCCUUUUAUAACUAGAUACAGCUCAGCGAUCACCAUUCACUGGUCAAGCGGAGAUCCAGGGAAGAGCCCUAUCACCAGAUACAUCAUAGAAGCAAGACCGUCGGAUGAAGGGCUGUGGGACAUUCUUAUAAAAGACAUCCCCAAAGAGGCGACUUCAUACACGUUCAGCAUAGACAUCUUGAAACAGGGAUUGAACUAUGACUUCCGAGUGAUUGCUGUAAAUGACUACGGAUACGGGACUCCCAGUGCGCCCACUACGUCGGUCUCAGCUCAGAAGGCAAAUCCUUUCUAUGAGGAGUGGUGGUUCCUCGUCGUCAUUGCUCUCAUCGGCCUCAUCUUCAUUCUUCUCUUGGUUUUUGCCCUGAUCAUCCGCGGGCAAAGCAAGAAGUACGCCAAAAAGUCAGACUCAGGAUGCAAUCCCAAAACCACUGCUCUGGGGCACGGCGAAAUGGUCAGUCUGGACGAAAGCCGAUUCCCUGCUCUAGAACUUAACAACCGACGGCUGUCAGUCAAGAACUCCUUCUGCAGGAAGAACGGCAUCUACACACGGUCUCCCCCACGCCCCAGUCCGGGAAGCUUGCAUUAUUCUGACGAGGACGUUGCCAAGUACAACGAUCUGAUUCCUACGGAGAGCGGGAGCCUGACCGAAAAACCUUCCGAAGUAUCAGACUCACAGGGGAGUGACAGCGAGUAUGAGGUGGAUCAAACCCAACCGAAAGCCCAUUCAUUCGUCAACCAUUACAUCAGUGACCCGACUUACUACAACUCCUGGAGGCGGCAACAGAAAGGGAUUUCCCGGGCCCACGCCUACAACUACAGCGAGACGGAUCCCGAGGACACCGAAAAUUGUAUUAUUCCUAACUGCAACAGCAGCCAGCAAGGCAGUCUGUAUAGAACAAAAACCAGCCGGACUCCUACACCUCAACAGCCCCCCAGCCUUCCGACUCCACCGAACCCUAUCUACCGACCCCCUAGCAGUCUUGCCCCGGUGUCGCGCCCCCCCAUCGCUGGGUUUUCUUCCUUCGUUUGACAAUAAACGUUCGCACCACUUAUAAUCCGGAAAAAAAAAAAAAAAGGAGCAGAUAUAUACAAAUAAAUACAUAUAUAAAUAUAUCAAGAGAGGAAACACAGAAAUAAUACUGUUUUGGGAGACAAUCAGUUGUGGAUUGGGAUCUUUUUUUUGCUGCUUCAAUUCCGUUAUUCCAAAGGUGUUUUUGGGAUUCAAAACUGAAAAAAAAAGUUGAUGGACAAAGAAAAAUUUCCAUAUAAUGGAAAUAGCCCCCUAAAGGAAAAUGGCUGCCAAAUGGUGGUACUUUGAUCUGGCAAAGCUUCUGUUAGGAGGAUGGUUUUGGCUGGAGAGUUGUUGUUCCUACAAAUUGAUUGGGAAGACGGCAACCUCCAUUUUGAAAGACUGGGUGCCAUAACUAGCUGAUCUUGGAACGAUAAUGGAAGAAGGUUAUCAUUGGACGGACGUUGAUCAGAGUAGAUCUGGAGCCUUAAUUUUGAUGUAAAGAACAUGGAGCAGAACAGCCAGGACAGCCAACAGAUAUCCCAGACAUGGAUUUACUUGGGUUAAG